AUGCAAACAUUUAUACUUGCAUUAAUUGUGGCAGCAUUUAAAGCGGUACUUUCUAUAGACGAUAAAUUUUCAAAACUUCCCGAUGAGAAAAAACAAGAAUUGCUACAGGCAUUUAGUCGGUCUGAUGUGCAUUUGGUUCAUGAAAAGUUGGCAGGUCUACGAGAAAAAUGGAUCAAAAAAUUACAAAACGAAAAUAAUGACCCAAAACAACCAAAAAGGCGAAUACCAGACAAAAUGUUGGCGCCAAGGAGGACGGUGUAUCGGAGGAACGCUCCCACAAUUCGCCCCAUACACGAGAUAAACCACAAUGCAAAUUUGAGCGAAUUCAUGUAUCAAGCGGACAUUGUGCUAACUGUGCAACAAGCUGAACAGAUCGCUAAGGAUUCUAUGAAUCUGCAAAAACGAAAAAGACAAGCGUAUCGUGACUGGUACUAUCCUAACACGAUUUGGAGCGAUGAUGUUUAUUACUACUUUGAUAGAACAGCGACCGAUAGUAUCAAGACGGUUUUUAUGAAAGCUGUACAGUUUUGGCAGUCGAACACCUGCAUUAAAUUUGUGGAAAGUAUGUCUGCUCCAAACAAAAUUCGGGUAUUUAAAGGACAAGGAUGUUACUCAUACGUAGGUAGAGUCGGUGGUCAACAAGAUUUAUCAUUAGGAAAAGGAUGCGAAAGCGUUGGCACGGCUGCUCAUGAACUUGGUCACGCUCUCGGAUUUUUCCACACUCAAUCGAGAUUUGAUCGAGAUGAUGCGAUUAGUAUAAUUGUGGCUAACAUAGUGCCUAGUUAUAUUGAUCAAUUCGAUAAAGAAUCAUCUACAACCAAUUACAACUACGGGAUGCCGUAUGAUUACGGUAGCAUAAUGCAGUACGGAGCAAGGAGUGCAUCUCGUAAUGGAAAACCUACAAUGGUCGCUAAAGAAGAAAAUUACCAAGAUACUAUGGGUUCCGACAUGGUUUCUUUCUAUGAUGUAUCUAUGAUGAACGAGCACUACAAUUGUAAAGUUAAAUGUAAGAACGGACAAGCUGCUCAAUGUCAAAAUGGAGGAUUUCCUAAUCCAAACGACUGUUCUAAAUGUAUUUGUCCAAGUGGAUACGGCGGUUCGCUAUGUAGUGAAAAGCCAGAUGAUUGUGGUGGGACGUUCAACGCAGAAGCGGCAUACAAGUCAUUGAUAAGUACGAUUGGAGAUGGAACAACGCAAACUAAAAUCGACUUCCAAAAGUGCACAUAUUGGAUUCAGGCUCCUCCAGGGAAACAAAUACAGGUUCGUCUGGAUAGUUAUAAGGGUAUUACCGCUGAUGGUUGCAUUUAUGGAGGUGUGGAGAUUAAAACCAAUCCUGAUCAGUUACGGACAGGCUACAGGUUAAAAGAUGUCUCAAUACAUAUCAUUUCACCUGAUGUCUAG
This is a messenger RNA of Necator americanus (New World hookworm), 1401 nucleotides long. RefSeq lists its product as uncharacterized. Gene Ontology annotation, molecular function: metalloendopeptidase activity; zinc ion binding. Bases 1 to 1401 code for a protein of 466 amino acids. NCBI's taxonomy places the organism in Eukaryota, Metazoa, Nematoda, Chromadorea, Rhabditida, Ancylostomatidae. The transcript has 13 exons. Gene Ontology annotation, biological process: proteolysis; molting cycle, collagen and cuticulin-based cuticle. The record is from RefSeq and is a predicted model, not a curated record.